AUGUGCAACCAUGCAAAUAAACCUCCACCUGACUUAUUAAAGAUUAAUGAGCUGAUGUUGUGGAUUGUUCUAUUCAUCGCCAGUGCCACAGCAGAUCUUUGGACAGAAACAGAACGCAUCAGCGACUUGCAGCAAUGGCGAGCAUUGUGUGGACGUUAUGCGGUAGCCAGAGCAUAUAUGGAGGAUAGCAAUGCGAGAAUUACGGUUUUUGCACCGGUGGAUGACGUAUUUACUUACAACCCAGAUAUUCGAGCACUGGAUCAAAAAGAGACUCUUAGCCACAUAGUUGAUACACAAGUGGUAGAAAUCUCUCAAGGAAAGCGAUGGGAGAAACAAACAUUGAUUCGAUCCACCAUAAACAGCGGAUAUAUCUAUAUAACACAAUUUGAGAAUAACCCAGGAAACUUUUCAUACUUUGCCAAUGGUGGUAUGCUUUGUAAUCAUGCAACGAAUCAAUGGGGAAUGAUAUCUGGAGAACAGUACCUGUACAAAAUUUGCACUCCCAUUGGACAUCGACCGUAUCCCGGUACGGCGUUGUCUUACAUUCGCGACACCGAACAGAUACUGUUCGAAGAUCGACAGUAUGACAAUAGCGAACUCACAGAAUUACGAGAUAUUCUCAAUCGAGUGCCUGAUAUCGCUCUCGUAAUCUAUGGCAGCUCUGCAUGGAAUGGCUUCCACACAUUUUUCCUUCCCAACGAUAAAGCCUUUGCUAAGGUCAUCGAUAGACAACGCAUUGAUCGUGAAGUGCUUCUAGCACAUGUCACUGGUAUGAACAGAGUGUUGUUCACUUAUCCAUGGAUGUAUGACUUUGGCAUCCAUUAUUAUCCAUCAAUCAGAUUCUCCUCAAACAUCAUCGAAGACAAUUUCAAAUUGAAGCUUUCGAUGCGAAACAUUACGGACAGACGAACAGGAAGAUGGGACUUAUUUGCCGUUUCGGAAGUUUACGAACGCUACUCACAAUUUCGAAGAGGAGCAGUUUGGGCAAAAAUUCUUGUUCCAAAUAUUCCAGUACAAAAUGGUGUUGUUCAUAUAAUCGAUAAUGUUUUGGGUAUUGUUUCAAACACAAUCGAUCAGCUAGUCAUGGAAAACUAUCGCUGCACUACCUUGAUGCGAUAUAUCAACACCAUAGGUCAAAUUGUUAGAAACUACUUCUCAGCCACUGGUGGAUUAGUCACGUUCUUUGCACCAUACAAUGAAGCUUUUGAAAGAAUUCCGGAACAAAUCGAACGGCGACUGCUUAGGGACCGAGUUUGGCUUGAGCAGGUACUCAAACUGCACAUAGUACCUGCUAAAGAGCUCACUUCGGACGAGAUCACCAACGAGACAAUUGUUUCAACCGUAGAUAAUAUUCGACAGCUAUACUUUAUCAAAGGAGAAUGGCCAAAGAACAAUAUCACCUAUUAUGUGAUCGGUGGUGGUAUCAAGACUGCAAUUAUCCAAGAUAAUGUCGCUGCCACGAACGGUAUCGUACAUUAUAUCGAGCGAGUACUUGGUGUACCUUAUCAGUCACUGUGGGAAAUUCUUAGAAACGAGACACGACUACAGAGAUCGUAUGAAAUGCUGACAAACCUGCAGCUGCGAUAUGCGUUAGAUCCAUGGCAAGUGUUGACCCCUGAGCAGAACUUUACCUUUUUCGUACCCACCAAUGAGGCUUGGGACACAAAGGUUGCCCCUUCGUUAAAAGCUCGUAUGAAUGAUGGAAAUCAUUGGCUAGCGCUACAGUACGUCUUCAAACGGCAUAUUAUUCAAGGGCAGGCUUUGAUGUAUACAGAUCUUCGAGAGAGAACCUAUGUAAUGAUGAAUGACGAAAAAGUAGUGAUUCGAAGGAGAGGACGAUAUUUCGAACUCUACUGGCCCCGCGGUGGUCGAGUGGCACGAGUGAUUGAAGGCGGUGAAAUUGCUGGUAUUAAUGGAUUUAUGCAUAUGAUCGAGGACGUAUUAAUUUAUGAGCCAGAUUUACGAGCACAUGGCGUUGUGAUAGUUUUCCGAAGCAACUAUGCAUUGAAUUCCUUGACUAACAUCCGCGUUCUGGAUUUGUCCCACAAUCAGCUAACUAGUUUAGCAUUUGCCCAUGGAAAUCAUGCACUUACGACUCUCAACCUUGCUCAUAAUUCUCUCAGGUAUCUUCCCGAUCUCAGUGGCCUUCGCUCUCUACGUAUCGUUGAUUUAUCCUACAAUCAUAUCCUUUCCGUUAACCCUGCCUAUCUACCACCAAAUGUAGAAUCUCUACGAUUAACCGGAAACAACAUCACCCACCUCACUAAAUGGCCAUUUCUUAGCAAACUGCAGGAGCUCGACGUCUCCUUCAAUCCACUCGAAUGUGCCUGUCCAUUAUGGGAAUUUGUGAAUUGGGCUGAGAGCUUGGCGCUGUUCCAAGAGGAGUCGCUACCGUGCCAACGACCGAAGAGUCUGCGGAGGAGCCGCGCGGGCAGCGCAGAGAUGAUCUGUGGACCGGAAGUGGUCGCCUCGCAACAUGUCGACCAAACCUACCUUUCACUUGGUGAACCUCAUCGAAUGUGUUGUUUGGUAUCUUCUUACCCUCAACCUACAAUUUGGUGGCACCAUGAAGGACGAAAUUUUGAUUGGGGCACAGCACAAAGACAUCUCCCAGAUACCGGACAAAUCGAAACCUGUGUGGAGAUUGCAGCUGUAUCGGUAGAUGAUCUCGGCAUCUAUAGAUGUUUCGCUCAGUUAGAAGAUUUGGUAGUGUCCAAAGAGUUUCAAGUGCAACGAACCAGGGAGCCGCUGGUUUUGAGUUCACCUCCUAACAUCAUAUUCUACUGCCAAUUUAGCAUUGGAUUAUUUAUUUUUGCCUUUUGCUGUGCAACUUGCUGCAUUCUUCGACGGGGACGACCGAGCAAAACGGGUCCGCAAAAGGACCAUCAAUUGCAGACCAAGGUUGUUCACGUUCUCCCUCCCAAAGAAGACUCAUCCGACAGUGUUACCCCGUCCUACGGUAGCCAAGACCAAUACCAUCAUCCCGGAUGUUGCGCUGAAAAUCACCAAUACUUAAUAACACAAGAAGAUUGCUAUGCUCCCGACUAUCCCUUCAUGGAAGAGCGACGGUAUCUAACAUCCAAGCAUCUGGAUGACUCAGCUCAACGGCGAAUUUCUCAAUGGCGACAUCGUAUCGCCGCCAUGAGGGCGCCACUGGCACAAUUUGACAAGGAGACCAAUAUUAUGGGGAUUGUACAUACUUCUGUAUAA
Messenger RNA from Cylicocyclus nassatus, 3210 nucleotides. NCBI's taxonomy places the organism in Eukaryota, Metazoa, Nematoda, Chromadorea, Rhabditida, Strongylidae. The record is from the annotation of a GenBank genome assembly.